This is a messenger RNA of Tetrapisispora phaffii CBS 4417, 1434 nucleotides long. It is a transcript of the gene CIT3, whose product is annotated as citrate (Si)-synthase CIT3. Gene Ontology annotation, molecular function: 2-methylcitrate synthase activity. Gene Ontology annotation, cellular component: mitochondrial matrix. The transcript has a single exon. The record is from RefSeq and is a predicted model, not a curated record. Gene Ontology annotation, biological process: tricarboxylic acid cycle; carbohydrate metabolic process. The coding region runs from base 1 to 1434 and encodes 477 amino acids. Lineage: Eukaryota; Fungi; Ascomycota; Saccharomycetes; Saccharomycetales; Saccharomycetaceae.
AUGCUCAGAAGCACAAGAAGGUUAUAUAGCCAUUCAUCCAGUUAUCGUGGGGUGAAGAAUUUGAAGACACGACUAACUGAAUUGAUUCCAGAAAAGAAAGAAGAAUUGUUAAACAUCAAAUCCAAAUUCAACAAUGUUAAAGUUGGAGAUAUCACAAUUGGUUCUAUAAUUGGAGGUAUGAGAAAUAAUUCGUCGAUGUUUUGGCAAAGCACAACUUUAGAUCCUGAGACUGGCAUUAGAUUUCAUGGUCGAACCAUUGAAGAUUGUCAGAAACUGUUACCAAAGGUGAAAGAUGGCUCCAAGAGUAAUAGUUUCUUACCAGAAUCAAUGCUGUGGCUAUUAAUGACAUCUGAAAUCCCAACACAGGAUGAAGCAAACUCACUAAGUAAAGAAUUAGCUUUGAGGGCCAAGUCACUACCUCAAGAGACUAUUAAGCUUUUAUCAGAUUUGCCUCAAGAUUUGCAUCCAAUGACACAACUUGUUAUAGGAUUAGCAUCAUUAAACAAAUACUCCAGUUUCUCCAACAAAUAUGCAUCAGGUCAACUUGGUAAGGAAAAUUAUUGGGAUUCUACAUAUGAAGAUGCAAUGAAUUUAAUAGCUUACUUACCAGAAAUUACAGGAAGAAUAUAUUCAAAGAUAACAGGUAAUGGAGGGGAACUGUUAGGGGUCCUUAACGAAGAUAAAGAUUGGAGUUAUAACAUCUGUUCCAUGCUAGGAAUGGUUAAUAGUACCGACUCCAGCAAUCGUUGUAACCUAACUAAAUCCCAGUCUGAUGAUUUCAUUGACCUCAUGCGUUUGUAUACGGGGAUACAUGUAGAUCACGAAGGUGGAAAUGUAUCAGCUCAUGCCACGCAUUUAGUUGGAAGUGCAUUGAAUGACCCUUUUCUAAGUUAUUCGUCAGGUAUUUUGGGUUUAGCUGGUCCAUUGCAUGGGUUGGCAGCACAAGAGGUUGUAAGGUUUUUGAUUCAAAUGAACUCGGAAAUAACCUCCAUCGAUGAUGAUCAACAGAUUAAAGAUAGGUUAAAAAAUCUUUUAGAUUCCAGGAAAGUCAUUCCUGGAUAUGGCCAUGCCAUAUUAAGAAAGCCUGACCCUAGAUUUAAUGUGAUGUUGGAUUUUGUGGAAAAAAGAAAGUUCACUGAGUUCAAAGAUGAUGACAAUAUCAAAUUAAUGCAAAAGUUAUCUACAUUUGCACCCCAAGUCUUAUUGGAGCAUGGUAAAACAAAGAAUCCUUAUCCAAAUGUUGAUUCAGCUUCAGGUAUUAUCUUUUAUCAUUAUGGAUUAAAGGAAUUAUUAUUUUUUACUGUGAUAUUUGGUUGUUCAAGAUCAAUGGGUCCUUUAACUCAACUGGUUUGGGAUAGGAUUUAUGGACUCCCCAUAGAAAGACCAAAGAGUGUUGAUAUUGCUCAACUUAAGGCAUUAUGUAAAGUGAACUAA